Trifolium pratense (red clover) is the source of this 3813-nucleotide messenger RNA. Its product is annotated as vacuolar protein sorting-associated protein 54, chloroplastic-like. Lineage: Eukaryota; Viridiplantae; Streptophyta; Magnoliopsida; Fabales; Fabaceae. The coding region runs from base 345 to 3368 and encodes 1007 amino acids. The record is from RefSeq and is a predicted model, not a curated record. Gene Ontology annotation, cellular component: GARP complex. The transcript is spliced from 19 exons. Gene Ontology annotation, molecular function: syntaxin binding. Gene Ontology annotation, biological process: Golgi to vacuole transport; retrograde transport, endosome to Golgi.
AAAGUGAGUCCCAAUCCCAACCCGGUUCAAAACACCGGAUUUUUCCCAUACCAAAGAUCCUCUUCCUUCCAGUCUCCAUUUCCAUCAUUUCAUUUCUUCACUGCAAAACUAACAAACCUCAACUCUCGCUCUCUUUUUCCUCCUCCUCCAGUCCAGAUCCCAACCUUUCCCAUUCCUCACCCUCACAUGCAUCACUAAUCCAACCAAACUCAACUCAAUCCAAACUAUUCUCUCUACAAUCAAUCAAUCACCACUCUCCGAUCUCCCUCUCACUAUAAAAACCAAUGUUCCCUCACUAAUCCCUUUCUCUCCCAUUCAAUAAUAAUAAUAAUAAUAAUCCACAAAUGGAUUCCCCACCUUCCCAACAAACGUGGGGAAGAUCAUCAUCAUCAUCAUCAUCAUCCCUUUCCACUGCAACACAUCUCAACCGUACAACUUCAUCACCUUCCUCAUCUUCUUCUCCAUCUUUCUCCAAAGAUUCAAUUCAAAGCCUCUCUUCCAUUCUCAACAACCCUCUCUCUUCAACCACCGUCUACCCUCCCGAAUUUUCCCCAAUCUCUUCUUCAAUCAAAGCCACCUCCGAAGUCACCCGAUCCGAUUUCAUCUCUUACCUAACAACCGUCUCCGAUCCUUUUCACCGAUUCGAUGACAUCCGUAAACACGCUACCAAAGAGAUCUCCGGUAACGACGUCGAUGGCUCCGGUGCCGGUCAAGCGCUUGUAGCUUGUUUACGUGAGGUUCCGUCGCUUUACUUUAAAGAGGAUUUUCGAUUGGAAGAAGGUGCUACGUUUCGUGCUGCGUGUCCUUUUUCUACGUUCAAUGAGAACGCUGUGUUGCAGGAGAAGCUUUCGCAGUAUCUUGAUGUGGUUGAGCUUCAUCUUGUUAAGGAGAUCUCGCUAAGGUCUUCGUCGUUUUUCGAAGCGCAGGGACAGUUACAGGAUCUUAAUGGUAAGAUCGUUGAAGGAUGUGCGAGGAUUCGUCAAUUGAAGGAUACCGUUCGGCUUAUUGAUUCCGAUUUGGUUGAGUCUGCUAGGCAGAUUCAGCAGCUCAAUGGCACCAGGACGAAUCUGUUGGCGCUUCAGCAGAAACUCAGACUUAUUUUAUACGUCAAUCAAGCACUCUCUGCUCUCAAAUUGCUUGUUACAUCUGCAGAUUGUGCUGGAGCACUGGACGUAACUGAUGAUUUGCAACAUUUACUGGAUGGAGAUGAGCUUACUGGCUUGCAUUGCUUUCGUCAUCUUAGAGAUCAUGUAACGGGAUUUAUAGAAUCCAUAAACAGCAUUCUUUCAGCAGAGUUUAUUCGAGCUUCUUUACACGAUGCUGCAGAAUCAGAUGCGAUAAUUUUAUCUAAAGCUAAAGCAAGAGCUUCCAUUCCCAUGAAUGGCAAAGAUGAAGUAAAGUUGGAAGAAGAAGAAGAAACAACUAAUUUCAAAGAUAGUCUUCUCCCUACAGUAAUUGGCUUGCUUAGAACUGCUAAACUUCCCUCUAUUCUGAGGAUCUAUCGAGACACACUGACUGCUGAUAUGAAGAGUGCUAUUAAAACUGCUGUUGCCGAGUUGCUUCCAGUUCUUGCUUCCCGAGGUUCAGAAUCAGAGUUCUUUUCUGGAGACAGAGCUGUAGAGGCAGAUGGUGGUGGUGCUUCACUUGCUAGCAAGUUAAGGAGUCUCUCGUCUGAUUGCUUUGUCCAUCUUUUGAGUGCUAUUUUCAUGAUAGUACAGGCACAUUUAGUGCGGGCUGCUGAAGUGAAAAAAGCCAUUGAAUGGAUUUUGAGCAACUGUGAUGGUCAUUAUGCUUCUGAUUCAGUUGCAGCUGCAAUUGCUCAUGGUGCUGCAGCGGCCGAAAUAUCCCAAGAUAGUGAGGUUCAUGGUACUAUGUUUUUGCCAUAUUCACCGCAAAGAAAUGUUGCCAAGGGUCCCUCUUUUCAGGGAAAAGUAAUUGAUGCUUCAAGCUCCUCAAACAUGUCAAAAAAUUUCAGAGCUGAUGUAUUGCGAGAAAACGCAGAAGCUGUCUUUGCAGCAUGUGAUGCUGCUCAUGGAAGAUGGGCAAAGCUUCUGGGGGUCCGCGCCGUUCUCCAUCCUAGGUUGAAACUGCAGGAGUUUCUAACUAUUUACAACAUCACCCAUGAGUUCAUUACAGCUACGGAAAAAAUUGGUGGAAGAUUGGGAUACAGCAUCCGUGGGACACUGCAGUCACAGGCCAAGGCUUUUAUUGAUUUCCAGCAUGAUUCUCGGAUGUCAAAAAUUAAGGCUGUGCUUGACCAGGAAACUUGGGUGGAGAUAGAUGUUCCUGAUGAAUUUCAAUCCAUUAUCAAUAUGCUUUUUUCAUCGGAUUCACUGUCUUCUGGGAACCUUAAUGGUGUUGAAGAAGAUAAUUCAAUCAGUUACCAUGAUAUGGCGACAAACAAUGAUGCUCGGCCAAUGGCAGACACUGGACAGUCAAAUGCUGAACAGAAUGUGGAGCAGACUGAUUUCACGGAAGAAUCUAAGAAACCAAAUAGAGGUCAUAGUAAAUCGCUAGAGAGUAUCAGCACCGAAAAAGAUCAUAAGAAGUCUGCAUCUCAGGCUCUUUUUUACAAAGGUGUUGGUUAUCACAUGGUAAACUGUGGCUUGAUAUUGCUGAAGAUGUUGUCAGAAUAUAUUGAUAUGAACAACCUUUUGCCAACACUAUCGUCAGAAGUUGUUCACCGUGUGGCAGAAAUCUUGAAGUUUUUCAACACAAGAACAUGUCAACUUGUGCUAGGGGCUGGUGCAAUGCAGGUGUCUGGUUUGAAGUCCAUCACCUCUAAACACCUUGCGCUGGCAAGUCAAGUCAUUAGCUUCAUACAUGCUAUUAUUCCCGAAAUUCGGCAGAUUCUUUUUCUGAAAGUACCGGAGAGUAGAAAAUUGCUAUUGCUUUCAGAGAUUGAUCGAGUUGCGCAGGAUUAUAAAGUCCAUAGAGAUGAAAUACAUACUAAAUUGGUUCAGAUAAUGCGAGAAAGAUUAUUAGUACAUUUGCGUGGGUUGCCUCAAAUUGUUGAGAGUUGGAAUAGACCUGAGGAUGCUGAUCCCCAGCCCAGUCAAUUUGCUCGGUCCCUUACAAAGGAAGUUGGAUACCUCCAGCGUGUUCUAUCUCGAACCUUGAAUGAAGAAGAUGUUCAGGCAAUUUUCAGGCAAGUGGUGGUUAUCUUCCACUCACAAAUUUCAGAAGCAUUUUCAAGAUUUGAUAUAAGCACUUCACAAGCACAGAAUAGGUUAUAUCGGGACAUCAAACAUAUUCUCCAAUGCAUACGGUCAUUGCCAUCGGGUGAUUUAAAUAAAUCUGAUACCCCUAACUGGGGUCAGCUCGAUGAAUUCUUGGUGCAAAGAUUUGGGAAUGCUGCUGUUCAGUAAACUGUAUUGUAAAGUAAGAACUCAUCAUUGGUUUUGUGGGAAGGCUAACCUACUUUAGAGGAUGUGAGGGUGAUUUAAACCUUCUUCACUCUGCAUUUUUGUGUAACACUAAGUUGAGGCCUUUGGUAGAUAUACAAGGUAAUGUAUCAUUUAUGAGCAUUGUGUAGUCGUUAUUGGUCAUUUUGCAGAAGUUUUGUAGCAGUCACUGUUGAUAUUCAAUUCUUGGUUGCUGUCUCAUAAUUGUAAUGUCAAGCUGAAAAUAGAUAUGAAUUAGUAAAUGAGUGAAUUUUCUUCUUCUUAUUCUCUUCAUUACAGCCAUGAAUAUUAAUGCAUCAAUGUGUACAUGAUUCGAGAUAAUCUAUAGUGAGAUUCCUAAACUGUGUGCUGUUCGAGAGCAUACUUUGGUUCCCUUAAUAAAGAAACCCCCUUGGUAUUCAUUGAGUAA